Molecule: messenger RNA, 1929 nt
Organism: Triticum urartu
Lineage: Eukaryota; Viridiplantae; Streptophyta; Magnoliopsida; Poales; Poaceae
Source: RefSeq, a predicted model, not a curated record
UCCUCCCCUCCUUAAUCCCAACCCAUCUCUCUCCCCACCUGCUGCAUCGCCGGACCGCCAACCCUAGCCAGGCCUCCAGCGGCGGAGGAUCGGCCCAGGGCUCCGCGGUUCCCGUGAGGCCCGAUGACGAGCUCUGCCCCAACGAGCUUCCCCAAGAGGAAGCUGGGGGUGACGCCCGCGGGGUCCUUUGACGGGCCGCUUGAGGCUGACCUCCACAGCACGCAGGAAUUGGAGCAGCUUUUGGCCGAGCUGGGUUUGUACAAGAGCAAGGAGGAGACCGCUAGGCAAGAAGAGGUGCUGAGGAAGCUUGACAAGAUUGUGAAAGAGUGGGUGAAGGAGUUGGCUAUUCAGAGAGGCCAAGUCAACACAAAUGUCGGGCUUUUCACCUUCGGGUCAUACCAUCUAGGGGUUGAUGAACCUGGGGCUGACAUCGAUACUUUAUGUGUUGGACCAAAGUAUGUGAACUGUGAGGAUUUUUUUACUAUACUAUGUGGCAUACUGGCACAAAUGGAAUAAGUGUCUGAACUACAACCUCUCCCUGAUGCACAUUUCCCUGCUAUGAAAUUUAAGCUCCACGGAAUAUCAAUUAACCUUCUUUAUGCCAAUGUUUCUCUUGCAGUAGUGCCAUCGGAUCUGGAUAUCUCUCAAAAUUCAGUGCUUUCUGGAGUUGAUGAAGUCAACCUUCGCAGUCUUAGCGAGUGCAGAGUGGCAGACCAAAUUCUUGAUCUUGUUCCAAAUAUCGAGAACUUCCGGACAACGUUAAGGUGUGUGAAGCACUGGGCGAAAAGAAGAGGUGUUUGCGUUAACGCCCCUGGUUAUCUCAGAGAGGUCGAUUGCCCUGUGAUGGUUGCGUGUAUCUGCCUGGCCUACCCUAAUGCUGCGCCAAGCACGCUGGUCACGAUGCUCUUUAGCAUCUUCGGCGAGUGGUACUGGCCGAACCCAGUGAUGCUCUGUUCCAUUCAUGAAGAUCGGGAACUUGGUUUUCCCGUGUGGGAUGCACGCUUCAAUCGUGAAGACCGGACGCAUAUCAUGCCCAUCAUUACCCCGGCGUACCCGUGCAGAAACUCGACUGUGCACGUUUCGGCAACCACGCUGGAGGUCAUGAAGGAGCAGUUCCAGAUUGGGAAUGAAGUCUGCCAGGAAAUCGAGAUGAAGCAGGCUGAUUGGGCUGACCUUUUUGAGCCGCUCGGUGAUCCCCCCAGCGACGAAACUGCCGUUUCGUGCUGAUAAACCAUUGCCAUUGACAAAAGAAUCCUAAAUUUUAUUAACGGUAUGCAAGUAUCUAGGGAACUACUAAACGACCAUGCCGUGGACACCAGAAUCCUAAAUUCAGUUAAUACAUGUUUUGCAAGUAUUUCUGAAGCUAAACAAGACGUUACUGUGGGUGCAUACCUUGUUUUGCUUAGUCUGAGACCAGAAUUAGAUUGUGCUGGAACUACCUUCUCUGAUUAUUCAGGAAUACUUAGCCAGCCAGUUAUGUCAUUCAGUUACCGUGAUGUUCAGCUGAUGCUAGUUGAACUGAACUUUGAUGAUCUCCUCGAAAGGGUUGCGCUGUGAUGUACCAGCGGAUGUGCAAUUACUGUGGACCAUCAUGCUUACCAGUACAACUAUUUAAAUCAAUGUAUAGGAUAUGGCUAAUCCGAUCUCUUGUCUUCCUGCAAGUUCAAGUUUUACAAUCCUGAAAAACUCCGUCUCUCCGAGCUUUCUUAUUUUAUACUGCUUCCAUUUUGUCACGCAGCAUUUAAAUUUGUUGAGUUUCCCAAUUCAGCUUCGCCAGUGUCUUACUAUCACUACCAGUCUAUCAUAAGACAAUAUUUGUCGCUAUUCCGUCAUAAGCCUUGCGACACAUUACGAAUUACAGUGAUGCUUAAUGUUUUGUUAGUGUCUUCAUGUCAAAAUUUAUUAUUCUGUGGCAACACACAGGACAUU